This is a messenger RNA of Physella acuta, 1758 nucleotides long. RefSeq names its product vasopressin V1b receptor-like. NCBI's taxonomy places the organism in Eukaryota, Metazoa, Mollusca, Gastropoda, Physidae. Gene Ontology annotation, biological process: G protein-coupled receptor signaling pathway. Gene Ontology annotation, cellular component: plasma membrane. The record is from RefSeq and is a predicted model, not a curated record. Gene Ontology annotation, molecular function: G protein-coupled receptor activity.
AUGGCGUGUAACAACACGAGCUACAUCGCCUACCUGACCAACAGCACUGAGGCUCAGGCUGAGCUCUUCAAGCAUAAGUUCCUAGUCGACAACUUCAACCACAACGUUCCCGUGGCCAUGAUGCUCAACAAGUGCAUCACACCCGUCUGGAUCGUCAUCGGCAUCUUCGGGAACAUCAUCUCCGCCAUGGUCUGGUCCAACCCGCGCAUGCGCACCUGCAACACCGCGGCGUACUACCUCACCAGCCUCGCUGUCGCAGACCUCACUUUUCUUGUGCUCCAUUUUAUUUACGAACUAGAAAACCCGUGGUUACUAAGGACGCUGGAUUUUGAUAUCUGGUGUCAAAUAUUUUCGACUGCUAACAUCGCGGUUCAAUACUUCUGCGUGUUCCUGGUCUUUGCCUUCACGGUUGAGCGGUUCCUGUCAGUCUGCCACCCAUUCAAGUCUGAACGAUUCGGCAAGACACGGACCCCGCGAACCAUCUUCUGCUUGCUCGUGUUGUCCAUUAUCCUAAGCCUGCCUCAAAGUUACUUCUGGGAAAUCAUCCAUGUUGGUGAGUGUCAGGUCCGAGUGACGGAAAUCAGCAAGGAUUCGUUUUUCUCUAUCUACACCUGGUGUACGGAGUUAUCCGUGUUUGGUGUUCUCCCUUUGAUCGUGCUGCUCCUGAAUAUCGCAGUUCUACUGAAGAUCCGGACCAUCGGAAAGUUGAAGCUCGGGAAGGCUAGUAACGGUCGUCACGUGACUGACAACAGCAUGUCAGCGCUGGUAGCGGACGCCGACAGCCACGGCGGCAAGCGGAUGAACAGCUGCACCAACGGAGGGGCCCACGCCAACAACAAGGGGACCACUGUGACGCUGCUCUGGGUGUCCUUCUACCUCAUCGUCACCGUUCUGCCCAACACCAUCCUGUAUGCCCUGCAGGCCAACAUUUCCUACGGCCCCAUGCCCUGCCGGAUUGAGGACAUGGGGAAAGACCCGCUAUGGAGCGCGUACUUCACCUUCGUGUCGGUCAAGCUGAUGGUCAAGGAGAUCAGCCUGUCGCAUCACGUGGGUAACGUCUUCAUCUACAUGGCCACAAGUCGUCGCUUCCUCGGCCUUAUCAUCAAAAGUUUCUUCAACCAAUCAAAACACCCCCGCAGCGAGACCAGGGACACGUCACUCAUCAGGAUGCCCCAGACCAGAGCACCUGGAGAUGAAGUCUGAUGGAAUCUCAGACUAAAAUACCUGAGCUCUUUAAAAAACAAACAACCAAAGACGAAAUCACUUUAAGAUUCAAUUGACGUUACUUUUUCUAACUUAAUUUCUUGCAUAAGUACAUUUCUGAAAUAUCUUGAUUCAGAAAUAUUAGCAAAAAUAAAUCUGGUUAACUCUGAUUAAUCAAGGGCAAUUACUCUUACUACCAGGGGAGACAACGCUUUUGUAAUUCUAUCUGGCUUGUCUAACAUUGGGAUGUGCUGACGUCAAUUUUUCUCUUAUACAUCACGCGAUUAAAAGACUCUUCUCUACAUGGUUACUGUCGGCUAAUGGAGUAGUGAUCCAAAGUGAUUCACUAUGACGAUAUGGAUACCGCAGUGUGGCUCAGCUGCGAUGGUCACGGAAAUGAACGUUAUUUAUCCGUCUGCUAUAUCCGGGUAUUUGUAAACAGUUGGUAUCGAUUCUGUUGGUUGAAAUUCUCGGGGCGAUACCGAUGGCCAGCUAUGUUGAGACUGGCCCGGUGGCCUGUUGUCCAUGGCUACACACAAACCACCAACUGGCUAG